Cooperia oncophora is the source of this 105-nucleotide messenger RNA. The record is from the annotation of a GenBank genome assembly. Lineage: Eukaryota; Metazoa; Nematoda; Chromadorea; Rhabditida; Trichostrongylidae.
AUGUUCUUCAUUGGAUACGCCACGAGCUGGUGUGGUCAUUCAACGCAAGAUGCACUUAUACACCAGGUUCUUACCGAUGAACAUUCUCCAGAACGAUACCGGUAA